Oryza brachyantha (malo sina) is the source of this 1997-nucleotide messenger RNA. Its product is annotated as pentatricopeptide repeat-containing protein At1g59720, chloroplastic/mitochondrial. Gene Ontology annotation, biological process: RNA modification. The coding region runs from base 53 to 1711 and encodes 552 amino acids. The transcript has a single exon. Gene Ontology annotation, molecular function: RNA binding; protein binding; zinc ion binding. The record is from RefSeq and is a predicted model, not a curated record. NCBI's taxonomy places the organism in Eukaryota, Viridiplantae, Streptophyta, Magnoliopsida, Poales, Poaceae.
CAACGGCGACGCGCUGCCGUCCACACGAACCGCCGACGCCGACGCAGGAGCCAUGCUCUCGCUCGCCGCCUCCGCGCUCCCCGCCGCGCGGACCCACGGCCAGGACGCCGCGAGCGCCGGCUCGUCGCAUUCGUCGUCCGUCCGCCUCCUCCGCUCGCUCGCGCGGUCCCGCCGCGCGGACCUCGCCCACCGCGCGCUCCUGCUGUUCCGGUCGUUCCAGUCCACCCCGAGCCCGCCGCCGCCGCACCUGUCGCUGCCGGCCGCGCUCUCCGCGGCGUCCUUCCUCUCAGCGCUCCCCGAGGGCCGCCAGCUCCACGGGCUCGCCGCCAAGCUCGGCCUCGCCCCCGCGCACACCGUCGUCGCCAACUCGCUCCUCCACCUCUACUCCUCCUGUGGCCUCCCCGCCGCCGCGCUCGCGCUCUUCCGCCGCAUCCCCGACAGGUCCCUCGUGUCCUGGAACACCGCCGUAGACGCCCUCGUCGGCAACGGCGACCACCUCGCCGCGCUCGACCUCUUCCGGGAGAUGCAGCGGGACACCGACCUUGCGCCCGACUCAUACACCGUGCAGAGCGUCCUCGGCGCGUGCUCCGGCGCGGGCGCGCUCUCGCUCGGUGUCUACGCGCACGCGAUGCUGCUCAGGGAGCUCGGGGGCGACGGCGACGGCGAGGCGGUGUCCCGUGACAUGCUGAUCAACAACUCGCUGGUGGAUUUGUACGGGAAGUGCGGGGCUCUGGAGCUCGCGCAGCAGGUGUUCGACAGAAUGCCAACGCGGGACCUCGCGUCUUGGAAUGUGAUGAUCCUCACUCUGGCAAACCACGGACGUGUGUCUGAGUCGUUGGAGCUGUUUGAUCGGAUGGCUCAGUUGGAGAACUUGUCUCCAAAUGCCAUCACAUUCGUCGCGGUGCUCAGCGCGUGCAACCAUGGCGGGCUAGUGGAGGAAGGCAGGAGGUAUUUUGCAAUGAUGGUGGAUGAGUACAGGAUCAAGCCUAGGAUCGAGCACUACGGGUGCAUGGUGGACCUCUUGGCACGAGCAGGGUUCAUCGAGGAAGCCCUCGACAUUGUGGCCGGUAUGAAUUGUCGGCCUGACGCCAUCAUCUGGAGGAGCCUUCUUGAUGCAUGCUGCAAGAAGAACGCCGGAUUGGAGCUCACUGAGGCCAUGGCCAAGCUAGCACUUGAGGUUCCUGAUGAUGCUGUGAGUGGUGUGUAUGUGCUGCUUUCAAGGGUCUAUGCAUCCGCGCAGCGCUGGAACGAUGUGGGCAUGGUGAGGCGGCUGAUGACGCAGGAAGGCGUCAAGAAGGAGCCAGGGUUCAGCUCCAUUGAAAUGGAUGGCUUGGUUCAUCAGUUUGUCGCGGGCGACACGUCGCACCCACAAUCUGAGGCGAUAUACAAAAAACUGGAUGAGAUUCAACUGAGGCUCACUUCAGCUGGAUACAAGCCAGACUUAUCAGAGGCUCCUUUGGUUGCUAGUGCUGACAUUGCCAAGGGCGCUGCCCUCCGUUUGCACAGCGAGCGUCUGGCCAUAUCGUUUGGCUUGCUUAACGCUACUCCUGGGGCUCCCGUUCGGAUUCUGAAGAACCUGAGAGUUUGCAAAGACUGCCACACAAUCAGCAAGCUCGUAUCGAAGCUCUACGGCGUGGAGAUCAUCGUGAGGGAUCGAAUCCGAUUCCAUCAUUUCAAAGACGGGUCAUGUUCUUGUAAAGAUUACUGGUGAUAACAUCAUGAGCCACAAUGCCUGAUGUGUUGGAAGCGCCUCUGCAGGCAUCCAAGCCGAGGUGAAAUGCAUGUGAUGUUCAAUGUUGACUAAAUCUUUUGCUUUUUUAGGACAGAUGAACAAUAGCAGAUUUAUUAGUGAAACAGGAUGUUGUAUGGUAUAUUCAAGCCACCAAGGUAAAUAGUUUAGUUAUUCUGAUUUAGGACCUCAUCUAUAUGAGCAAUUGUGUUCACGGCAUCAUACAGAAAAAUGUUAUAAUAAAUGUUAGAUUUUUUUCAUCAUAGUU